Zalophus californianus (California sea lion) is the source of this 3272-nucleotide messenger RNA. It is a transcript of the gene SLC8B1, whose product is annotated as solute carrier family 8 member B1. Bases 456 to 2312 code for a protein of 618 amino acids. The transcript has 16 exons. Gene Ontology annotation, molecular function: calcium:sodium antiporter activity. Gene Ontology annotation, cellular component: membrane. The record is from RefSeq and is a predicted model, not a curated record. NCBI's taxonomy places the organism in Eukaryota, Metazoa, Chordata, Mammalia, Carnivora, Otariidae. Gene Ontology annotation, biological process: calcium export from the mitochondrion; intracellular calcium ion homeostasis.
GACCCGCCCGGGCAGAGCCUGCGAAGUGCCCUGGACUCUGCCACCCGCUGGGCCCCCGGAUCGGCGGUGGCGGGCUGGGGGGAAGUUCGGGCAGUACGGGCUGGCGGCGGGGGACCGGGAAGGCCGCUAGGCCCGGCGGGGUCGAGAUUCGGAGUUGGCGGGUCCGAGGCCCGGCUGGAGAUGCGGAAUCAGAAGCUCGGAGAGGUGGAGUGACCUCCCCGAGGCCGCACAGCUCCUAAGUGGCUGUGACUGAAUUGGAAAGCUGGAGUGCCUGGUUCCAAAUCCGUGCCAAGUUCCAGGAAACAACAGGAGAGGGGAAAGUUAACAGGCCACUGGAGUGACCAGCUGUUUGGAAGUGAAACAGUGCCGAAGGGGGAGCAGAGAGUGAGGGCCAGGCUCCGCGGGGUCAGCUGUAUCUGCACCCAGUGCUGAGUUGGUUCCGUGUGGAGCUGCUGAUGGUGGAGACGGUGUCCGGGGCCAGGGGCCCAUUUACAGGGGCCCACACUGGCCCCCAGUUUUCAGCCUUAGGUGUGAACCAGACCCCCAUGGAAGACGGGAGCAUCCAGUGUCGUGAGGUGUGUGGCCUGAACGUCUCUGACCGCUGUGACUUCAUCCGGACCACCCCUGACUGCCACAGCCAAGGGGGUUACCUGAACUACCUCGAGGGCAUCUUCUGCCACUUCCCCCCUAACCUCCUCCCUCUGGCCAUCACCCUCUAUGCUUUCUGGCUACUCUACCUGUUUCUGAUUCUGGGAGUCACAGCGGCGAAGUUUUUCUGCCCUAACCUGUCAGCCAUUUCCACCGUGCUCAAGCUCUCCCACAACGUGGCAGUAUCCUUUUGUCCAGGGCCUGCACCCCGGAGGGUGGGAGGGGGGUUAGAGGGGAGGCUGGGAGACCACGUGGCGGCUCACGGCCCUGGGACAGGUCUGGACAGGCUGGGGCCCCUGCUCUGUGUCCCCUUGACGUGCUCCCCCCCCCAUGGUGUCACCUUCCUGGCCUUCGGGAAUGGCGCACCCGAUAUCUUCAGCGCCCUGGUGGCUUUCUCGGAUCCGCGCACAGCCGGCCUGGCCUUCGGGGCGCUGUUUGGUGCGGGUGUGCUGGUUACCACCGCGGUGGCCGGUGGCAUCGCCAUCUUGCGCCCCUUCACGGCUGCCUCCAGGCCCUUUCUCAGAGACAUUGUUUUCUACAUGGUGGCCGUGUACCUGGCCUUCACUGCACUCUACCUUGGCAGGGUCACACUGGCAUGGGCCCUGGCUUACCUAGGUUUGUAUGUGUUCUAUGUGGUCACCGUGGUUCUCUGCACCUGGAUCUACCGAUGGCAACGGAAGAGAUCCCUGGUCUACUCCAUGCCAGGCACUCCAGAAAUGCUCUCAGAUUCUGAAGAGGAGCCCGUGUCUUCCAACAGCUAUGACUACAGCGAAGAGUACCGCCCGCUGCUCUUCUACCAGGAGACCACAGUUCAGAUCCUGGCCCGGGCCCUCAACCCCCUGGAUUACAGGAAGUGGAGGAGCAAGUCAGUGUGUUGGAGGGCCCUCAAGGUGGUCAAGCUGCCCGUGGAGUUCCUGAUGCUGCUCACCGUCCCCGUCGUGGACCCCGACAAGGAGGACGGGAACUGGAAACGGCCCCUCAACUGCCUGCACCUGGUCAUCAGCCCGCUGGUCUUGAUCCUGACCCUGCAGUCGGGGGCCUAUGGCGUCUAUGACAUAGGUGGCCUCGUUCCCGUCUGGGUCAUCGUGGUGAUUGCAGGGACAGCCGUGGCUGCAGUGACCUUUUUUGCCACAUCCAACAGCGAGCCCCCCAGGCUUCACUGGCUCUUUGCUUUCCUGGGCUUCCUGACCAGCGCCCUGUGGAUCAACGCAGCGGCCACGGAGGUGGUGAACAUCUUGCGGUCCCUGGGAGUGGUCUUCCGGCUGAGCAACACUGUCCUGGGGCUCACGCUGCUGGCCUGGGGGAAUAGCAUUGGAGAUGCCUUCUCAGAUUUCACACUGGCCCGCCAGGGCUACCCACGGAUGGCGUUCUCGGCCUGUUUCGGCGGCAUCAUCUUGAAUCUGCUGGUGGGAGUGGGGCUGGGCUGCCUGCUUCAGAUCUCCAGGAGCCACGUGGCGGAGGUGAAGCUGGAGCCAGAUGGACUGUUGGUGUGGGUCUUGGCGGGCGCCCUGGGCCUCAGCCUCGUCUGCUCCCUGGUCUCGGUACCACUGCAGUGCUUCCAGCUGAACAAAGUCUACGGCUUCUGCCUGCUCCUCUUCUAUGUGAACUUCCUCGUGGUGGCCCUGCUGACGGAAUUUGGGGUGAUUCACUUGAAAAGUGCGUGAAUGACGCCACGUGUCCGGGGCCGCCUGGUGGCCAGGAGGUGUCACUGCAGGCGGCGAGAUGGACGUCUGGCCUGGGUGGCUGUGAAGGGGGUGGCUGGGGGUGGCAGGGACCGCUGCCUCUGCUGGAGGUUCCUGGCUGCCACCUGUGCAGGGAGAACAGCUAGGCCUUGUUUCUGGGAAAUCGGAGACCCGGCUGUGCUGUGCACAGAGCUGCAGACAGAAGGUAGACUUCCUUGGAUUAUCCGUGGAGCCUCUCAGAGGCUGAGUGCCUUCCGGCCGGUGUCGAAAGACCAACAGAGUGUUCUAGGGCCUGUAGUCAUGCCCUGCUGCCUUCCUGCAUCUUCUCCUGAGUGCUCACUCAGACUGCUGUCAACCCCAGGCUUAGGGUGUCAGGGCGACUCAGAUGGCGGGCAGAACAUGGUGGGCGUCUGGCCAUCCCGGGCUGUGUCCUAGAGCUGUCCCGUCCGACAGAAAUGAAACGUGAGACACAUGCCGAAUUUUGAAAUUUCUAGUCGCCACGUUAAUAAAAGCCAAAAGAAACAGGCCCUAUAUUAUAUGUAUUAUUCAGUGGCUCCAAAAGAGCAGCGUAUGGCACUGGCCCCAUUAUGGCCACCAUAUUGGACGGCACAGCUCCGGCCUCUACCUCUCGAACUGUCUGCUGGCUGUUGGCUGACUCCCCUGUGCCCUGAACCUCGGGUUUCCCCAGCUGUGAAACAGGCAUCAGUUGGACUGUGCCCUGUCCUCCCUCAGGGGGAGCCCAGGGCCGGGGUUCCAACGCCUGGAAGCUCUAGGGAGGACGGAGAGAGUGCUCCCCAGUGCCUUCCUGCUGUCAGCUACGGACCUGCCUUUUCAAGGAGCAACCGUUCAGUUUGCCCAACUGCCUUCUGUCAGCAGCUGCAGAAAAGCAAUUCAACUUAUUUUUUCCCCCAGUGAAAAAAAUGAUUAAAUAUUUCACGUGUA